UAGGCGCAGAGUCGGUUCAUUUAAAUCGAUGGUAUUUUCGGGGAGAAAACAGCACUAAAUCACUUUUCUGUAUUUCAGUUGGUCUUCAGUUCAUCUAUGCGAGUUGGUUACCUUCAAGAAACCGAAAGACUUUGUACACAACCACUGAAGUAGUGUCAGGUUGCAAUAUUCUUUCCAACAUGUUGAUAAAAUUGAGGCUUUGAAGUGAAUGAACUUUGAGAGCCGUUCUCGCGAUGGAGAAAAUUUUACGAGGGAUCAUUAAGUACAAAGCCAGCAACUUUUUAGUGCGAUGGUUUACGCAUGCACAAAAACAACAUGUAAAACCUCCGAUUCUCUUCGUCUCGUGCGUCGAUUCCCGCGUUCUGCCCACCCACUUCUGCCAAACAAGCCCCGGCGACAUGUUCAUUUUGCGCAAUGCCGGUAACGUGAUCCCGCGGGCCAACUACUCGGAGGGCGAGCCCACGCACGUUAGCUGCGAGGUCGUGGCGUUAGAGAUCACCUGCAAUCGCUCAAAGGUGGAGCACGUGGUCGUGUGUGGACACUCAGAUUGUCAGGCACUGUACGCUGCCUACAGUCACUACACCGAGAAAGAAACAAAGAAACCCCUCAAGCGAGUCAGCCAGGUCAUUCAUCAGUGGUGCCGGACCCACGGCGUAGAGGCCAGCCUCAACAAGCUACAAGAUCUGAGUGCUAGGACUCCCAGUGAAGGGGUCAUGACAUUCGAUGUCGGGGCAACACCGAUUGAAGCCUACUUCAAAGACUUUGACUCCACAGAUGAAAAGAGCUUGUUAGACAAACUCUCUAAGGUGAAUGUUUUGCAGCAGUUGGAGCAUCUGUCGUCCUAUCGCUCCAUCCGGCGUCGCGUGAUCGCCGGCACCUUAUCCCUCCACGGCAUGUGGUACGACGUCGCGACCGACACGGUCUACUGGUUCAGCAGAGCUCGCAGGAUGUUCCUGGAGAUCAACGAAGACAACAUUGAGGAAAUCGUCCAGGAUUGCCAGCCGACAGUCACGGAUACGACAACUCCGAAUGACAUCGGAUUCAAAGUUCCCAGCUGAGAAGAGUUGCGCAUUGGUUCUUUCCUCAACUUCCAUCCCUCCGACCCGGGUUCAAAUCCCACUCAACCCUUGUGCAAGGUUCCUAGCUGAGUUGAGUUAGUGCAGUGUCAAGCCCAGCCCCUCUCCUCCCUGAAAAUAAUCCAUUUCCUUUCUGGCUUGCAGAGUUGUGCAUAAUGUCCAAUGUUUCUGAUCGAUGUCAGCUUUGUGAAAAAAAAAUAGUGAAAUUAAACGUACAGUUGUAUACAUUUUAACAUCUGUGUAUGCCAAAGCACACAAAAGACUAACAAAGUGUAAUGAAAUAUAUGGAGGUAUAGAAAUAUAAAAACAUUACAAGUUUGAUGAGUGCAUUUAGAAGCAAUAAGGUGUAAAUAUUUCCAGGAAAUACACAGGGUGCUAACAAUACUGCCCGAUUUUCAACAAAAGAAUGUGUGUUGAACUAUUAAAAUACCUUCCGAAUUUAGCUUAAAUUUUUAUUUCAUCAAUUUAUUGAAAUAUUGUUUCACACACAAGAUUUGAUCCAUGGGUCUGCAAUGUAAGACUGUGAAUAUUGUAUUUUAUUGCCUGUAUUUGAAAGGAAUCAUGAUUAGUUUGUUAUUACUACAUGUAGUUGAAUAUUUGAAGCAAAAGUCAGUACUUCGGGCAAAUCAGGGUUUCUUUUGUAGAGAUUCAUGUGUUAAAUGUAUAUAGGGGUAGUGACCAUAACUUUGAACUCGGCCGAGGAAAUCUCUUUUUUUCCCCAUUUAUUUCCACUGAAAUCACCCAAAAUGAAAAACAGCUCUGAUAUUUGAGGAUAUUUCACUGGUGUGCAAUCGUUUUUAAAUGUUAAAGAUUGAUGAGGUAUGAUAAUCAGUGUGGUAUGUUCGAUAUACACUCACUGGGCCCCCUUCAAUGGCGAAAGCGUUGUGCUAGCUAUUGUUCAGGUAACCCGACAGAGGGCAGUUUCUUUGUAUGCCUUCGCCAUUGAAGGGGGCCUCCCGGCAUGUACACUGUUAGCGUGCUAGGUGAUUUCAACCCCACUCCGUCCUCAAUUGAUGAAGUCUUUCUUGUAAUUGAGAAACCGGAAGUUUCUUUGAGUUUGUAAAUUUUGUUUCAAAUGCUAAACAUUUCUUGUGCCUUUGGGCGAGUAACUCGAUUCCUCGUUCUACUCGUGGUUUUUCUUUUACUCGUCCUGGCGCGAGUAGAAGCAGGUACUCGCGAGUAGGAAUUGAGGGUCUAGGGUUCACAGCUUAAUACGUCCCCUGCAAACAGGGAAUCACUCCCUCCACCUCUCUCUCCCUAGGAUUCCAUUCGUUGAAAAAAAAAUCAUCUAAAUGACCCAACAUUUCGCGCAGUAAGGAUAUCUCAGUCCUGAAGAAUAUGGUGUGACUUGCAAGCUAUUUGCUUGUAAGUUACUUCACUUCAUACUAAAAUAUGUCAUUCAUCUGCUUUUAUGGGUUUUCGGUUAACUACUCUCGAGUACUCGACUACUCGCGGUAAAUUUCUUUGCGAGUACUCGAGUAGAAAAAUCCACUACUCGCCCUGGCCUACUUUCGUGGCUGUUUUAAUUAGUCUGCAACCAAAUGUAAUUUUUGUUUUCAUUGAUGUGGCCAGUAAAAUACACUGCUUAAUGUUGACGAUACCUGUAACGUACAAACAGUAUUGAAAUCUUCAGUCUUUGAAGGAGUUGAUCAACCAAAAGAAAUUAGAGAACUUCAGUGAAAUAUUUUGUGCCACCAUGCUCCUUGAUGAAAAUAAAGAGCCACAUCAUUGGGCUUAUUGUUUAUGGAAACGA
Molecule: messenger RNA, 2829 nt
Organism: Patiria miniata (bat star)
Lineage: Eukaryota; Metazoa; Echinodermata; Asteroidea; Valvatida; Asterinidae
Product: beta carbonic anhydrase 1-like
Exons: 6
Coding region: 234-1058 (274 amino acids)
Molecular function (GO): zinc ion binding; carbonate dehydratase activity
Source: RefSeq, a predicted model, not a curated record